UAGCGAUGCAAAGAUAUGGUCCAAGAUUUACAACUCAGUCAAACAGAAGCGGAUAUUUUACACACUGCCCCUUGUCCACCAUCAUGGGAUAUGUCACUUUUGUUUUCCUUCACCAUCUGUUUAGAUUGUGAACAGAGAAUACAAUUACUAUAUAAAUGUUUGAAAGAAUGGAACAUAACAAUUGACUGCGAAAAUAUUCUAAACUGUGACGACUGCAUUUCUUGUGAUAUUUGUGGUACCGGCUCAGACACGGACAACAAGGAAAUCGCUUUGAACGAAACUACAUGGGAAAAUGACAAAAUCGAAAAGAAUGAAAACUUUACAGUAGAAGUUGAAGUGGAAGUAGUUACUGUAUCUGUAAUUCUUUCAGUGACUGCUGUUACAGUAUGUACUGUAACUGUAUUCAUAGUGUGCAAAAAGAGACGCAAACAAAGUAGAUUGAAAUUAAGACAACCGAAUAAAAGAGACAGAAUUCUGAAUAAAGAAACUAAAAUAACAUUGGUUAAAGACGAAAAAGAAGACGAAAUUGAGAAAAUGAAUGUAUCAGAUAAGUUACUUAAUGAGAAUAUACAAACUUGUUCUAAAGAAAAAAUCACAUGAAUGAUCUAUUCCUGCUUACUUCGAAUACAGAAGAGAAUCAAAAUGAAAUGCUAACAUAAGGAAGAAAUGAGAAGUCGAACUUAAACCAACCAAUGCAUCCAAAGCCUUUUCAGAUUAUCAGAACGUGAAAAGAGUAAAUAUGGUUAAGGAUGAACCUAUAUGGAUUAAAGCUUUAUGUAAAAUUGAGAUUCUUUAGUGCUUACAAACAGUAAAGAAUCCUGUUGCGGAAGACAAAUGGCACGGAACAAAACUAUAGCCAUUAAGCUACUAGUAUUGUUAAGAUACAGAGAAAAGAAAAUCGGACCUAAAAAAGGAACAUGUGGAUCGAUUAGCAAGUAACAAAAAAAAAGGGCAAACGGUUUUGUUAUCUACCAACAACACGGAAACUACAUGUACAAAUAAUCAGGAAAACCGGAGAGUGAAUGGCCCAUAUUUACACAGUAAAAACUUAUUACACGAAAAGAAGAAAAUAUAACACGAAUAUACCCUACAAUUACAAGUUUAUGUAGACGAGCAAGUAAUGUACAAUAGACAAUUUUAAUUUAGAUUAUAAUUGUGAAUUUGAUUUUGUGAAUAAAUUUGUGUAGGAAAGGAAAUCCCGAGACGAUGCAUA
Messenger RNA from Mytilus californianus (California mussel), 1213 nucleotides. RefSeq lists its product as uncharacterized. The coding region runs from base 16 to 600 and encodes 194 amino acids. The transcript has 3 exons. The record is from RefSeq and is a predicted model, not a curated record. Lineage: Eukaryota; Metazoa; Mollusca; Bivalvia; Mytilida; Mytilidae.